CAAGGAAAUGCUAUUCAAUUACUUUUUAUUUUUUCCAUUAAAAGAAAAAAGAGAUUUUCUAAAUACAGAGGUCAAAAGGUUUCAUUGAGAUCGAGAAUUCUGAAAAAAGAAAAAGAAAAAAAAAAAGAGUCGCAGAGGCAGACGCAGAUCCGCAUCGAUCAUGUGGUUAAGCCAUGGUUUUCUGGCCCUAGCUUCCGGUAACAGUGCCCUUCUAUCGAGGCUCGGCUCAGCCGGUAGCCGGUCGGCAGCCACCUCUCUACGAAACGUCUGAAGAUUCUGCAAAUCGUGCCCUCGCUCGCUAGCUCAUGGCGGCUUCGAGGAAUCUGGCCAUACGAGACGAAGAGAGGGCCUCGGAGGACUCUCCGGCGGCGAAGAAAUCUAAAUCCGAGAGAUAUCCUCUAACGCGCUGGGGAGUGGCGGUGGCUCUCGGCGGUUUUUUGGUCUUCUCCGCCUUGCUCUUCUGCAUUUACCGCGCAAUGCCGCCUCCCGACUACCAUAUGAUUAAGCUGCCACGUUCCCUCGCCGAUCUUCGUAGGCUCAAAGAUCAUCUUGGAAGCUACGCCAAGGGUCACCCUGCACAGUUCAUCCUGGGUUAUUGCUCCACCUACAUAUUUAUGCAAACUUUUAUGAUCCCUGGAACAGUUUUCUUGUCAUUGUUGGCUGGAGCUCUUUUUGGAGUUGUUAGAGGAAUUAUACUAGUCGUUUUCAAUGCUACGGCCGGAGCUACUUCUUGUUUCUUUCUUUCCAAGUUAAUUGGCAGACCUAUAGUUAGUUGGAUGUGGCCUGAAAAAUUGAAACUCUUCCAGUCAGAGAUAGCAAAGCAGAGAGAGAAGCUGCUUAAUUACAUGAUUUUUCUGAGGAUAACGCCUACACUACCCAACAUUUUUAUUAACUUGGCAUCACCUAUUGUCGAUAUACCAUUUCAUGUUUUCUUCUUGGCUACGCUGAUCGGUCUUGUUCCAUCAUCUUAUAUUAUGGUCAGGGCCGGUCUUGCUCUUGGGGAUCUCAAGUCUGUCAAGGAUUUGUAUGAUUUCAAAACUUUGACAGUACUCUUCUUCAUCAGUUCUCUGUCCGUACUUCCCACCCUUUUAAAGAGAAAGCGAACAUACGAAUGAAGCGUACUAAAUUCUAAUUAUUUAACCAUGAGUUAUCAGGAUCUACCAUCUACUGGAAUCAAGGAUAGGAGGAUCUAAGUCUAAAUUAUGUCAAUGUUUAAUUACUGAAUCUUCACUGAAGCUUAUUCUUUUGGACUAUGAGCAUAAUAUUAUUUUUUCA
Messenger RNA from Momordica charantia (bitter melon), 1275 nucleotides. Its product is annotated as putative membrane protein At4g09580. Gene Ontology annotation, cellular component: endoplasmic reticulum. The record is from RefSeq and is a predicted model, not a curated record. NCBI's taxonomy places the organism in Eukaryota, Viridiplantae, Streptophyta, Magnoliopsida, Cucurbitales, Cucurbitaceae. Gene Ontology annotation, biological process: autophagosome assembly.